This is a messenger RNA of Moneuplotes crassus, 694 nucleotides long. The record is from the annotation of a GenBank genome assembly. NCBI's taxonomy places the organism in Eukaryota, Ciliophora, Spirotrichea, Euplotida, Euplotidae.
UUCAUCUCUUAAACUUUGCAUAAGAUCUUAAACUGCUAGAACGGUUAUAUGAAAUAUUUAGGAUACAAGUAAACUUCUAAAUUUGUCUGACUUAGCUGAACAGCCAAAGCAAAAAGGAAUAACCAAGCUUUAGUAAAGAGAUAUGACAUCCCUCUUGAACAUAUUCUUUCAAUUAUAAACAAGACCUCUCAAUGACAUAUAGAUAAGACCCCCAGAAAAAUGAUAUGCUAGUGCUAUGGGGAUCAAGACUGACAAUGUGGGAAGACCUCAGGAGAAUAAAACAAUUAUUCACUCUAAAAGUGCCAAAAUUUACGAUUUGCGUACUUUUUGAACUUAACAACAAAUCUUUUUGAAACUCAUUCUUGUACUAAGAGAGGUUUCAUUUUCUUCACAAAAAUAUUCAAUUUUAGGAAGUGACCUUCACACUUAGCAAGAGUCAUAUAUUUAUUAUAAAGCCAUAUGAAGAGAGAAGUACGUAUAAAUACUGUGACUGCAUCAGCAUACAUAAACUCAAGGUUGUGAUGCAGAUCUAUUGCUGGAAAUCACGACUGCUUUCAAAUGAAUAUUUUAUGCAGAUUAUUAAUUCUGAUAUAUCAACCUAGUAAUUUCCCAGAAAGUCAUCCUUCAGCCUAGUCCUUAUUGCUAGGCCAGGAUGAUGACUUGUGAAUUCGAGUUUAUGAAUUUCUGGCUUGUG